Pararge aegeria (speckled wood butterfly) is the source of this 4265-nucleotide messenger RNA. RefSeq names its product furin-like protease 1 (gene Fur1). The transcript has 15 exons. Gene Ontology annotation, molecular function: serine-type endopeptidase activity. Gene Ontology annotation, cellular component: Golgi membrane; trans-Golgi network. The record is from RefSeq and is a predicted model, not a curated record. The coding region runs from base 286 to 3018 and encodes 910 amino acids. NCBI's taxonomy places the organism in Eukaryota, Metazoa, Arthropoda, Insecta, Lepidoptera, Nymphalidae. Gene Ontology annotation, biological process: peptide hormone processing.
CGAACGUGACGGACGUGUCUACCGCUGUUCUGUGCAGAUAUUCACGCGUUCCCGAGUCGUGUGCCGUGUUCUAUAAUGACAAUAGUGUAUCACAGUGCGCCCUAGUGGAUGUUGCUAUUUGUUUAGUUAUUUAAAUAAAUAUUCGAUCAAAAUUACAGAACGCAAACUCAUAGCGACAUCCUCUACGUUUCGUUCUAGAAACUGAGACUUUAAAAAGGAGAGUACACUUUGUGUAGUGAGUGUGCCAUGCUGACAAGUACUAGUUCUUGAGUGUGUGUGUGUGCGAUGGCGCGGGGUGUACUCGUGGCCUUUGCCAUCCUGGUGUGUUUGAUGGCGCUGAUGCGAGUAGCGUUAUGCCAUUACACGCCAACAUGGGCAGUCCAUGUUCCCGCGGGGAAGGAGACAGCAGAUGCCGUCGCACUGGAUCACGGAUUCGUCAAUCUUGGAGAGAUAUUCGAAAACCACUACCACUUCCAUCACAACGCGGUAGCGAAGCGGUCAUUGUCACCGGCCAACGAGCAUCACGGUCGGCUGGAGGUAGACGAGCGCGUGAAAUGGGCGAAACAGCAGAAAGUCCUGUCCAGAAAGAAGCGGGAUUUUCAGACGAUACCCGACAGUACCAGUACAGCUGCAACGAAAUCAUCGGAGGCGCCCUCAAUGAAGAGGGAAACCGGCUCGAAACGCGAGCUGCACUCCAGAGUGAAAGGGAGACCCCGUUCCGCCGAUUCCAAGUUCCAAUUAAACGAUCCCAAGUGGCCGCAUAUGUGGUACCUGAACCGAGGUGGUGGUUUAGAUAUGAACGUGAUCCCGGCGUGGCGGGAAGGAGUCACAGGCAGAGGCGUGGUGGUCACGAUCCUGGACGAUGGCCUCGAGACCGACCAUCCCGAUUUGGUUGCAAAUUAUGACCCAAUGGCAUCGUACGACGUGAACUCGUACGACUCGGAUCCGCAGCCACGCUACGACAUGAUCGACUCAAACCGACAUGGGACGAGGUGUGCUGGAGAAGUCGCUGCUACUGCAAACAAUUCUCUGUGUGCUGUUGGGGUCGCAUUUCAAGCUAGUGUUGGAGGUGUACGCAUGCUUGACGGUGAUGUCACAGAUGCAGUAGAAGCACGGUCCUUAAGCCUGAACCCUCAGCACGUGGACAUCUACAGUGCCUCCUGGGGACCUGACGAUGACGGGAAGACUGUUGAUGGCCCUGGAGAACUCGCUACCAGAGCGUUUAUUGAAGGUGUUACUAAGGGUCGAAAUGGCAAAGGGUCCAUCUUCGUCUGGGCAUCAGGCAACGGCGGCAGGGAACACGACAAUUGCAACUGUGAUGGCUACACCAACUCGAUUUGGACUUUGUCAAUAUCAUCAGCGACGGAGCGCGGCGAUGUGCCUUGGUACUCAGAAAUGUGCAGCUCGACCCUCGCCGCUACCUACAGUUCCGGUGCUACGAAUGAGAAGCAAGUGGUAACUACGGAUCUGCACCAUGCAUGCACGACGGGACACACGGGCACUUCCGCGUCCGCUCCGCUCGCUGCGGGCAUAUGCGCGCUCGCUCUGCAAGCAAACCGGGAUCUUACAUGGAGAGAUAUGCAACAUAUAGUGGUUCGGACUUCAAGACCGGAGCGUCUAAGCCUUGAUGGGGAAUGGCGCGUCAACGGCGUGGGUCGGAAUGUCUCGCACUCUUUCGGCUACGGGCUGCUGGAUGCAGCGGGUAUGGUACGACUUGCGCGCACGUGGAGAACCGUGCCACCGCAAAAGAGAUGCGAGUUAGCAGCUCCAAGACCUCAGAGACCUGUUCCACCGAGGUCUUCCAUAACUUUGCAGCUGGAUGUAUCCACGUGCCCGGGGGUAAACUAUCUGGAGCAUAUCCAGGCGCGAGUUUCGCUGUCGGCAGCCCGCCGCGGGGACCUUCGCAUCGCACUCACGUCGCCUGCUGGCACCAGAGUUACCUUGCUAGCUCCUAGGCCGCACGACUCAUCGCGCGCGGGUUUCAGCUCAUGGCCUUUUAUGUCGGUGCAUAUGUGGGGAGAGGGACCCCUCGGUCUUUGGCAACUAGAGGUCUCCAAUGAAGGGCGGUAUAUGGCUGGUCCGUUGACGCAAUGGGAGUUGAUAUUCUAUGGCACGGAGACGCCAGCGCAAGAAUACGACGCAUCUCCUGAGAGCAACUCCCUGGGAACAAGUGGUGCUACUUCGUGGAGCGCCGUACAUGUGCCUGAUCCCCCAGAAGCAGUGGGACAGAACACUAUUGAAGAUGAUCUGGCUCUCGUAUGGCAUGAUUCGCAUGCGAUUCGUGAGGAGGGUCCAGCUGUAGAAGCGGGCGGGUACGCGGCCAGUGGUUGCGUCACACACGGUGCCCAGCCGCCUCACCAGUGUCUAGAAUGCGCGAAGGGUAUGCAUUUGUACGACGGACGAUGCUAUCAGCUUUGCCCGGGUGGAACGUACGCCAUCGAACGAAGCUCUCGCAGGCGUAACCUUACUUUGUUAGAGACUGGUGGUCCUUCGGUCGUAAUGAAGCGACAGGGCAAUUCCGCUAAGCAAAGAUCAACGGAGGCGCGCGAUAUGGAACCACUAGCUAAUUUAUCUAAAUUACCUUCUUAUUGUCUGCCUUGCCAUUACACUUGCGCCACUUGUACAGGUCCACAAAACAGCCAGUGCUCUUCGUGUUUAGAUGACGCCCAACUCUUCAAUCUUACAGAUUUUGAGCCGAAAUUUUACUGCUAUCCUAAUGCAGUUCUACCACAAAUUGACAUGGCUAAUUGGCACUAUAAAAUGAAUGUAAAUCUUGUUAUCGCUUUAAUAAUUAUUGUCAGUCUUAUUUCAUUGUACGUGAUAUUCUGUACACUUCGACGGUUGGGUUUUUGUUGCUCUGGUAACAACUACGAUUCUAAUAUUAAGUCAGCGUAUGAGUAUAAUAAGUUGGCGGUAGAUGAGAAGCACCAGAGCGCCAUAGAAAUUGAGGAGGAAAUUCACAAAGCCCUCAAUAAGUAUUCAAGUGAAAGUGAGUCGGAGGACGAUAUGAAUUUAUAGCAUCUCUUGACAUUCCGCCCUGAGUAUUACGAAUUGAUACAUCAUAAGUAGGGUUUAUUUUCCUACCAGAGCAGCUUUUAAUGUUUUAUGAUGAAAUAGAUUGUCACAAUAAUUAUUGUGUAGUAGGUACAUUAAUUGUUAUUAAUAAUAAAAGUUGUGAACGUAGUUUAGGAAACUAGCAACAGAUGUAAAGAAGACAUCCAUUAAAAAAAAAUGUACAAAAAGUUUUUUUUUUUGUAAUUUUGUAUUAAUUAGUCCAAAGACCUUAUAAAAUUUCACAUUUCGGCUCUCACAUCUUGUAUCUUUUGUCUUCAGCUCGGUAUUAUUUUUCGUUACUAAAUCAAUCUAAUAAAUAUUCAAACUAUUAUAAUGUCUGUUAGAUUAAUUCGUAAAACGGUAUAUCUAUGCGUAUUUUUCAUCACAUUCCACGUAUUAUAAAUCUAAGUGUAGCGUAGUAAAUGUAUCUACGCAGCUAUUAUAAUUUUAAGUAAAAGUAGUAGGUAAAUAUAUUUUAAUAAGGACGGCGAUUAGGAAACGAAGGUGAAACAUGAAAGGCAAAGUUAAAAGUCAGUUGACAUUGUUGCAUUAGCUCCGAAUGAUUGGGUUUCAAUCGAAGCAUGUUUUUUUUUUAAAUAAAAACGAUUGUCCGAAUCAUAUUAGCAUAACUGAAGUAUAACACGUCCUUCCUUGGCGUAGGAUUUUUUUUAUUUUUCUAUCCAGGUUUCGUCUCCCCUUUUCUUGUCUGUUUUUUUCUAUAAAAAGUCAAAUAUACAAUUUUUAAACGGCAUAAGCUAUAACUUCGUGAUUAAAACUUGUUUAAAAUUAUUUGCUUACUGUUUUACAAUAUUUUAGUUUUAGAAUUGUGCUAUAAUCUUGCGGAUAGUUAUUUGUUAAUUUUCUAAUAGACAACUAAGCUGUCGAACAAAUUAAUCGUUAAGCUGUCACUCACUUUCCUUUUCCUUGAUCUACCUUAAAGGUAUUUUGUGAAUAGCCUAUUUAGGUAUUUUCUUUACUAAUACAUUAAUAAUAUAAGUUGGUCUUAUUUUUCUACGAUUUAUUCCCUUAAAUGGUCACUUUUUAAUAAUAAGUUAUUAUAACAUUUCUGUAUUACUUUCAAUAUCGUAAAUUUUAUCAAUACAAUAAAUAUAAUAAUGCAUAAUAUUAUGAGUUAGAGAUUUGCUCAAGUUGCCAUUUCGUUAGGUAGGUAACGAUGUGUAAAUAAUUAAUUGAAUGUUUGUAAAUAAACG